AUGAAAUCGAUUCCUAGAAUAUCUGUGGUCGAAGCUUUAGACCAUCCAUAUGUUCAAGAUUGUCGCGAUCCGGAAGGUGAACCAGUCGCCGACCACCAAGUAGGUAUAGAUGCGGAAGAAGAAUCUGCUACCUUGUUAGAUGAUUGGAGGGAGUUGAUAUGGAAGGAAAUUCAAAAUUUUCGUCUAUGCUCUCGUAGUGGGAACUACUUGAACGAAAAUCCCACAAGAGAUAGUGGAGUUGGAAAAGAACCUUCACAGUUUUUAACUAAGGACGAUGUCGAUGACGAUGUGGUUGUAAGGAUAGUACUUUGA
Messenger RNA from Angiostrongylus costaricensis, 312 nucleotides. The record is from the annotation of a GenBank genome assembly. Lineage: Eukaryota; Metazoa; Nematoda; Chromadorea; Rhabditida; Metastrongylidae.